Tyto alba (common barn owl) is the source of this 1087-nucleotide messenger RNA. It is a transcript of the gene CIDEC, whose product is annotated as cell death inducing DFFA like effector c. The transcript is spliced from 6 exons. The record is from RefSeq and is a predicted model, not a curated record. Gene Ontology annotation, biological process: regulation of apoptotic process; apoptotic process. Bases 154 to 867 code for a protein of 237 amino acids. NCBI's taxonomy places the organism in Eukaryota, Metazoa, Chordata, Aves, Strigiformes, Tytonidae.
GCGCCGGGGGGGAAGGGAGGGGCGGAGCGAGAUCACCCCUCCCGACCACGCCCCUUCACCUACGCGCAUGCGCUGCCGGCCCGGCGGCGCCUUAAAGGAGACGCGCGCCCGCGUGGGCGCACACGCGUGGGGGCUGGACCGUGCUCCUCGAAGAUGGAUUACGCCAAAUCCUUGAGCCUGCGCUUGGCUGCCCCCGUCUCCAAAUGUGUUUCAGCAAGCGCCUCCAUGACCCAGCAGCUCCUGUCGAGCCCGUCCCCGCCGCCCCGACCGUACCGUGUCUGCAACUGGGACCGCAGCCUGCGCAAGGGUGUCAUGGCCCAGAGCCUCGCCGAGCUGCUGCGCCAGGCUCAGAGCGCCCUGCUCGCCCCGGGUCCCGUCUCGCUGGUGUUGGAGGAGGACGGCACUGCGGUGGAGACGGAGGCGUUUUUCCGGACGCUGGAGGAAGGCGCGGUGCUGAUGGUCCUGAGCAAGGGGCAAACCUGGGCUGCUUCCAAGACCCCCGGCUACCAGCUGAGUCUGUCCCGCAAGCCCCCUCGGAGGAUUGAUGUCGCCUGCAUCACCUUUGACCUCUACAAAACCAACCCGCGGGACCUGGGCUGCCUCAAUGUCAAAGCCACGCUCUACGGCACCUACAGCAUGUCCUAUGACCUGCGCUGCUACGGGGCCAAGCGGCUGAUGAAGGAAGCCCUGCGCUGGACGCUUUUCACCAUGCAAGCCACGGGUCACAUCCUGCUCGGCACCUCCUGCUACAUGCAGCAGCUCCUGGAUGCCACGGAGGAGCCGAAAGAGGCGGAGGGCAGCCCAGCGCUGCAGAGCCUCCUGCCCUGCAGCCUCCCGCCCUCACCCCGCAGGAAAACGCUGCAGUGAGGGUUGGGUGCCCUGUCACUCCUCCUCUGCCACCCCCCCUCCUUCAAUCCUUGGGGGUCUCAGCACCCUGCUAGGUCAAUGCUUGGAGCGGGGGGGGAGGCUGCUAUGGUACCUGGCACAGCCCCUCCUUGCACUGUGCUGGCUGAGCGUGGCCGGCUCUUUUCUGUAAUAUCUACUCCUCUGUAAAUAUAUUUAUUUAAGUAAAGCUCUGCUGACUUCA